CCCAAAGGUUAAAUGAUACAACGUGACCCUGAGUACACAGUUUAUUUUCCAAUUUGUAUCAACUCCCCAUCCCCCGGCACUAUAGUCAUCAAGAUAUUAAGUAUGAUCCAUGUAUUGUCUGUUUUCUGCUCCUUGAGGUUCAGAUUAUUCCUGAAACACAUGGUACAUUACAAAUGUUCCCUCUUCUAAACAGUAGGUGUCAGCAUAAGUCAUAAAAGGACAAAGAAGCUUUUUUUAAUUUCACCACGAAACGAUCCACGUAAUGCGCCUAUUGUAUUUCCCUCUCGUUCGUUCUCCUUGAACUACACGUGACACACACAGAAUGAAUGGUCACAUGUUGGUUUGUUUUCAUUUCCGCUAUGUGUGUUACCACCUGUGGCCAGCAGGCGGCGGCGCAGCGCUGUGGUUUCGCCUCGCGGUCCUAAACCUUUAUCUGUGCGUGCAGCGUCUCUUAUCGCUCGAGAAGACACUGACGAAAGAAGCCACACGUUUUCCUGUCUCAUUCGUUUCCGUUUUUCUCAGGUCAGUAGCUGAUAAAGUGCACGUAAUACAAUUGAUGACAUUGACACUUUGUUCUAGAAAUAACAUUUCAACCUUUCUAAACAUUUUUUUGGGAUUACUUUACGUUUGAAGAGACUGACUGUCAAGAACUAACGUUAGCUAGGAUAAUGGAAGCCCUCUGUGACCUCCAUUGUUUUACAUUUUACCGUUCCUUUACGAUUAAACUAACCAAUUUGUUAAGUCCAAACCGACCUACUAGAACAUAAGUGUGUUAAAUCAAUGUGUAACGUUAUUUAAGACUUAUGAAUGUUUGCUAGCAUGUGUUAGCGGUUUGCUGUACAAGCGAAGCAGAGUCGCCAUCUUUUAUGGUAUCUUUCUCACAUACGCCACAGUGCCAUUUGCGCACAUGGCACGUGCCAAAGUGCUGUUAAGCAAGUCAAGAACUUGGAGUGAGAUUUUGCCGCGCACGCAGUCGCACACGUUGGUGGCUCAAAUAUUAGGGAAUUGGAAUUGAUUUUUGGGUGGUAUGCUAAAGAUGUGCAAUACCUGAACUUAUUCAGCUUAAUAUUCAUCUGAUCUGACUUGUAGGACCUUCUAGACUUAAGCUGAACAUUCAACCAGAAAGCUAUUGUUGUGCCUCAAUGACUGUUUAUGUACCACAACAUAGAUCUGUCAUAUAGACCUGUGUUUGAGAUUUGACCACGGUAGGUUGAUUGAUAUUUUCAUUACAAUGGUAUUCAACCAAUACAUAACCUAAAACCUUAACCUGACCUAUAUUGUUAAUAUAGAUAUAUUGAUGUAGGUUCAGCAAAAAAAUUACACAAGCUAAGUUAGGGUGAAAUAGUUUUCAUUUCAAACAACUUAAGGGGGACCAGUACGUUGUGGUGGAACUUCAAGCACUAUGUUGGACCAUCUGGAGAGUCAGGCCCUCAAAGUCUGCGUGGAGCUGGAAAGACGAGGUCUACCCUACUGCGGCGGCCUUGGGAAAAUACAUGAUGAUGGCGGCAUGAUUUGGAUAGAGCAGGUCAUCACUCGAUGAGGACAACGUCCAGCUGGAAGAAGACGUGCAGAAGCGUUUCUCAGAAGUGGACGUGAGGAUGGGACAGACUUUGUUUGGUGUGUUGGGGCUUUGGUUGCUGAAUAUUCUCUACUGUGGACACGCUCAAGAUGCUUUGCUGCAUAUUGAGCCAAACCGAUCCACUUUAUUUACUAAAGAGACCGUUACCUUCAUAUGUGACCCAGGGGACGCAAAGGACACUUACUGGUCUUACUUAUUCAGGAGGAAUGGUGCUCCAAUUACCACCCAGACACAAGUAAAUAGAUAUAAAUUAUCACCUCUAUCUAAAGGAAAUAGUGGUGAAUAUCAGUGUGUCGCUCAUCACAAGAUCACUCCCUUCGUUACAAGAGAAAGUAAUAAAGUCUCUUUAACUGUAUCAGAUGCUUUGCUGCAUAUUGAGCCAAACUGGUCCCCGUUAUUUACUGGAGAGACUGUUGCCUUCAUAUGUGACCCAGGGGACGGAAACGACACUGACUGGUCUUACUUAUUCAGGAGGAAUGGUUAUACAUUUACCACAGAGAGACACAACAGAUAUACAUCACCAUCUCUAUCUAAAGGAGAUAGUGGUGAAUAUCAGUGUGUUGCUCAUCACAAGUUCCCUCCCUACGUUACAAGAGAAAGUAAUAAAGUCUCUCUAACUGUAUCAGAUGUCCCUCGGCCCGUCCUCACAGUGUCUCCAUCCUGGACGAGUCCUGGAGGCUCAGUGACUCUGACCUGCAGUGUUGAACCUCCGUCUGCAGGAUGGAGGUUCUUCUGGUAUCAGGCCGCUCACAAACUGUCACUCGACUCCUACACCUAUGAGCUUCUACCUGGUAUCACCACUGGGACUGAACAGGAUUCCUACAUUCUUCAUGGACAGACACACACACCUCACAGACUGCAGCACUUCAGCACAGAGUCACUGACGCUGAGCUGUGAGGGAACCUCUACUGAGUGGAGAGUGAUGUGGAUGGAUGAAGACGGCAUCACGCUCUCCUGUUCUGACAGGUGGAAAAUGACUGGAUCCACAUGCAACACCGACACUGCAGCGAUGAGUGGAGUGUACUGGUGUGAGUCUGAAACACAGUUCAGCAAUGCAGUCAACAUCACCAUACACAGUGGUGAUGUCAUCCUGGUGAGUCCUGUCCGUCCUGUGACUGAAGGACAUUCGGUCACUCUUGGCUGCAAGUUGAGGACAGAAAACCUUCUUUAUAAUGUGGAUUUCUAUAAAAAUGACAAACUCAUCCCAAAUCCUAGCAGAGGGGAGCUGCUUAUCUCUGCAGUCAAAGAGUCAGAUGAAGGUUUUUAUAAAUGUAGUGGAAGUAAAUCACCUCAAGGUUUGGAGAAUGUGACCUCAGCAGCGAGCUGGUUGUCAGUGAAAUAUCCUGAAGAAACAGCUUCAAGCUCUGUGUUUCCCGUGCUGUUGGUUGUUGGUCUGAUUUCUGGAGUUUUACUUACUCUCGUGCUGCUGUUUCUGCGUCGCUACAGAAAGUCAAAAGGUUCACGCGUCAGCAGGUCUCAGAGGACCAAUCAGAGCCCAGCUACAGACCACAUGAUCAACCAGGGUGAUACUCAAGACGGACAUUACGCUCCUCUUCAACCUGGUGAUUCUUGUCUCUAUGAAAUGAUCGAAGGCUCUGAAGAACCUAAACAUGGAACGGAUGAUGAACCAGACGAGAACAUUUACGCAAAUGUGACGAUGGAAACAGCUGCAGAUGGAUAAAAACAUCUGCAUGGACAGAACCAGGGGAACGGAUGAUGACAUGAAAAACCACAUCUUUGUCUUUUUGAGUAAUUAUUGUGUGAACUUCUUUCCUUUAUAUGAGAGUAUUUUCUAGUUAACCCAUCAGCAGAUCAUUUAAAGGAAAUGCAUCAUAUGUCUUUAAAAGUUUUACUGAAAAAAGCAGAUUAUUAUACUUACUAAAAUGUUGGUGUUGAGUGUUUAAUGUACAUAUCGUGUAAAUGUAUAAUUUUUUCUCUUCAGUCACUUUGUUUUUAAAGCUUUUUUGAAUGAAGUCAUGUUUGAAAAGCAGAAAAAAGCAGUAUGACGUCUUUGAGCUUCAGUACGUUGGUGAUAUUAUUCAAUAUGAAGUUGUCUUUUAUUUCUGAUUAAUAAAAGCUUUACACAUUUAGUUAAUGAAAAAACAAACAAAUAUGUAAUAAUUCAAAUUAUUGUAUUAUAUUAGCAAUAUUCCUAUUAAAGUAUACAUACCUCA
Gasterosteus aculeatus aculeatus (three-spined stickleback) is the source of this 3753-nucleotide messenger RNA. NCBI's taxonomy places the organism in Eukaryota, Metazoa, Chordata, Actinopteri, Perciformes, Gasterosteidae. The record is from RefSeq and is a predicted model, not a curated record.